This is a messenger RNA of Dentiscutata heterogama, 1131 nucleotides long. NCBI's taxonomy places the organism in Eukaryota, Fungi, Glomeromycota, Glomeromycetes, Diversisporales, Gigasporaceae. The record is from the annotation of a GenBank genome assembly.
AUGUUUGGAUUUGUAAUCUCGAUAUGUGAAAAAAAAUUAAACAAAGCCACAUCAUUUUAUGAAUCUGAUCCAAUCGACUAUGAUGAAAACAAUGAAAUUGAUUUAAUAAACUCCACUGACUUAGAUGAAGAACGUUUUGGCAAUAUUACUGAUAAAAUAAAUGAAGAACUUUUUGAAAAUGCAAUUAGGAAGAAAUCAAGGUUUAUAAAUUGGGAUGAACUAAGUAAUGUUUCAAAACUUGAUGAAGGCUACUUUGGGUUCAUAUUCAAAGCUUAUUGGAAAAAUGCGAGUAGAAAUGUCGUUUGUAAGGCAUUGAUCAACUUGAAAGACAUAAACAGUAAAUAUUAUGCUGCAUUUAUUCAUGAAUUAACAAUGCAGACUAGGGCGGAUCUUUGUGAAAAUAUCGUUCGAUUUUUGGGAGUCAGUAAAGAUACUAUCAAUGACCGAUAUUUCCUUAUAAUGGAAUAUGCAACUGAUGGGAAUUUACGAAUGUUUCUUAAAAGAAAUAAUCAUUCACUGGAUUGGCAUCAGAGAUUAGAGCUGGCCUGUCAGAUUAAUAAAGGAUUACAUUAUAUGCACAGUGAAGAUAUUAUUCAUAGAGACUUGCAUGAUAAGAACAUUGUUAUUCAUGACGGCAAAGCAAAAAUAACGGAUUUUGGAAAUGCCAUAAGUAUUAACACACAGACAAAUAUACUUGAUGGUCUUUUUGGGAUGAUUUCUUUUGUAGCUCCUGAAUUAUUUAAUCAAGCCAAAUCGGAUAAAAUAUCAUACAGCAAGAAAACAGACAUCUAUAGCCUUAGCAUGCUAUUUUGGGAAUUAUCUAGUGGUCGUCCACCAUUUGAAAAUCAAUUAAAUAGGAUUGAAUUAGCUAUCAAAGUUGUUCAAGGUGACAGAGAAGAUACAAAAUAUGGAACACAUGAAUAUAGGAAUCUUUAUAUCAAAUGCUGGGAUGCAGAUCCAGAUAAACGUCCAGACACUGAAAAAGUGUACAAAUUGUUAGAAGAAAUAGUGAGCUCUAAGAACUUGCCAGAGAUUGACCCUAGUACUAUUAAUCUUGAAGCUGAACAAACAAAAUCGACUGUAGUCGAUGAUUCAAAACUUCAGGAACUUUCUUUGUCGACGAUAGAAUGA